UUCCUCCCUCCAUUAUCCCCCACCACCACCCGCCUCCACUCUCCAAGAAACUUCCCUCCCGAUUCUGUUGCUUCCCUCCACGCGCCUCGCCGGAGAGCGGCCGAGCUGCAACCAGGCAGCGGCGGCAAUGGAGGAGAGAAUUAUCACCCCCCGGCGCCGAGAACCGCGAGACCAGAACCAGACCGCCGACGCGGCCCCGGCGGUUUCGUGUUCGUCGGGGGAGGACUCGACGUCGACGGACGGGGACUCGGAGCCCGGCUUCGAGUUCGAGUUCCCGUCGCUGCUCGGCAGGGGCCAGGGCUCCCCCGCGCCCGCCGACGACCUCUUCGCCGACGGCCGCAUCCGCCCCGCCGCCUUCUACCCCGUCUUCGGCCGCCGCCCGUCAGCGCGAGCGAGUUCAGCGGGGGACGUCGACGGCCUCGGCCUCGUCCCGGCCGCGGCGCCGGAGCGGAGGACGAGGGGGCAGCUCGGGCGGCUCUUCCUCGAGGAGUCCCGCGCGUGGAACAGCUCCUCGUCGAGCAGUAGUACCGGGUCGACGGCGUCCACGUCGUCGUUGUCGUCCGCGGCCACCGCUGACGACGGGGACGGGUACGGCGACGGUGGCCUCGCGGGCGCCGCGCCGGAGAGCUACUGCGUGUGGGCGCCCGGCGGCGGCGGUAAGUCAUCGGAGUCGCCGCGGCCGCCGCGGGGCGGGAAGAGCGGGUCCACGGGGUCGUCCGUGGCGCGGUGGCGCCGCAUCAGCGACCUCGUGGUCGGCCGCAGCCAGAGCGACGGCAAGGAGAAGUUCCUCUUCCUCCCCGUCAACCCGCCGACGCCGCCGCCCAAGCAGCAGGAGCCCAAGCGCAAACCCAGGCCGAACCCGGCAACCGGCGGCACCAAGAAGAAGGGCAGCGAGAUCGGCACGGUGGCCGCCGCCCACCGGAUGGCCUACGGCGCCAAGGCCGGCGUGGGCGUCGCCGCCAACGGCGCCACGCCGCGGCGCACGUUCCUGCCGUACCGCGAGGAGCUGGUGGGGUUCUUCGCCAACGUGAACGGCAUCAGCCGGAGCCACGCGCACCCCUACUGAUCGACGACCGACCACGACGACGACUCCGGUCGGCCGCGCGCGCCACGGGGAGAUCAUUAUUAUAAAAUCGGCGAUUCAAAUUCCAUUCGUGUUUGAACUUUGAAGCUUGGAUUUUUUAAGCUGGUGAUCGAUCAGCGGGUAGGUAGGUUAGUACUCCUGCUAGUAUUGUGAUUAAUAGGUUAGCUAAAAUUGGUGAGAAAUUAAAGAUUGAUGUGUGGUGUGAAACGCGGUGCACAUCGCCGACCGUCGCGCGUCCCCGGCGAUCGGGCCGUCGAGGUGACGUGUGAACGGCAGCGUGUGGUGGCGAGUGAGGACACGCCUUUCUUUCUGCCUUAUUCAUUCAUUCAUUCUUCUUCUUCCUGCAACAGAGUUUGUACCCCGUCCGAAAAUACUUGUCAUUUGAAUAAAAAAAGAUGUAUCUUGAAGAAAAAUACGUCUAGAUACAA
This is a messenger RNA of Triticum dicoccoides, 1512 nucleotides long. RefSeq lists its product as uncharacterized. The record is from RefSeq and is a predicted model, not a curated record. The transcript has a single exon. NCBI's taxonomy places the organism in Eukaryota, Viridiplantae, Streptophyta, Magnoliopsida, Poales, Poaceae. The coding region runs from base 128 to 1066 and encodes 312 amino acids.